Molecule: messenger RNA, 1670 nt
Organism: Daldinia caldariorum
Lineage: Eukaryota; Fungi; Ascomycota; Sordariomycetes; Xylariales; Hypoxylaceae
Exons: 1
Coding region: 264-1370 (368 amino acids)
Source: RefSeq, a predicted model, not a curated record
AAAAAAAAAAAAAAAAAAAAAAAAAAAAAAAAUUACAGUCAGGUUCGCAUUGCGCAGGGGCGAAUUCAAUGAGCUGUAUGAGAAGCAUUUGACAGUUGCCAGAUCCAAUUCCAGCCAUGACUUCGAAUUGCCGGGCCACGAGAAAAUACCUACAUAAUACACCUUGACCGAAAACAGUUUUUCUCGUUCUUUUUUUUUCGGCUGCUGUUUUAAUUGCAUAAACCAAAAACAGUGAAGGAAAAAAUAAAAUAAACAUAAAAAUCAUGGCUUCCUUACAAAACAACACACCACAUCGACGCUACGACCGGUCAGGCAGUACCCCUCCCCUCUCGUUGCUGCAAGAUGAUGAGCAGCACAAGUGCGAUACCACAACAUUCCGAACCCGCGACCUCGAAACGACGACCUACGAUGAGGAGCGCCGGCGCAAAGAACUACAGGCCCUCAGGGACGAAUAUUCGGACUUCGCAAACAGCUUCGGCCGGCGCGCGCUACACUACAAGAGCGUGCGCGAGAACCCCACGCUUCGGGGUUUCUUCGAUACGGCGCGGGACUUCGACCAGGAACUGCUGGACCUCAAGUUCUUGUUACUCGCGGGGCCCAACCAGGUUCGCUACUUACCAGAGGAUGAUGCGGAGAAUGCCAAAGGAUGCAUUCAUCGGACUAUGACUGUGCUGGAGACUGCCUGCGGACACAUCUGGCGAUGCGUCGAUCUUUGGGCGGUGCAUGCACAUCACGACGCUGGCGACAAACUCGUGUAUAGCGCCGUGCUGAAGAAGUUCGUUAGUCCCGGGAUGCUCGAUGUCGAGCUAAAGUGCCAGCGGAAUUGGGAGAAAAGCGGUCCGCGGCUCGAACGCCUUCUCAAGGACCUGAAAAGCGAAGUCCCGCGCAUGAGGCGGGUAGUACGCCAGCUCGAAGGCAAUAAGGAACUUUCUUUCGUCCGGGAACUGAAGAAUAACAGCCCUCCCGGCAAGGCUUUGAAGGCACCGGCUUUCCUACCGGCGUGUCUGACCUCGGCGGGAAGUCGCCAAUACGAGAUGUCAGGCGCAUUGCCGGUUGACGACAGCGCGCGCAAGACGCCGGCCUGGGUUAACAAUAUGAAGGUUCGCCUCGAAGGACACACCAUCAACGACCCCGCGGAAGUCGAUUUCGGCGCUGUCCCUGGCCGCAUCCGGUACCGAGAGCUCAAGGCCUGGGAGAAGCUGCAGGGCGAAGAGAAUCCGGAAGCGAUGAAAGAUGCGUGGGUGGCGCUCCUAGCCGAUCUAGAUAGGAGAGGUGGCCCGCAUUCGACGGAUGCCAUUCUCUUGCGGCAUAAAGUCGUUACGGAGGUGAGGCUUGCGCUGCGGCGGAUACAGGAACAGGAUGACCGUUGAUUCGGGGAGAAUGGUAAAGACUAAGUUGAUCGACUUACCUUACAUGUAUUUCUACGGUUUAGUGGUUAGGGGGAAAGGGGGGUGGAGAGAGUGUUAUGUUAUGUAAAGUAAGGGAUGCAACAGAUUGCGAGAAGACUCCAUACGCCUUGAUGGUCCAUGUUGACGGUUCGGAGUAUGCAAGGCGUUCAUAGGGCUGCGACGAAGAAAGCAACUCCUAAAGAUACCAGCAGAAUUUCUUUCCCUGCGUUGAGUUAAAUACAUUAGGCAUAGGCAUAUUUUAUAUAAUUACAGCUGCCCCAA